Messenger RNA from Polyodon spathula (Mississippi paddlefish), 1183 nucleotides. Its product is annotated as UPF0561 protein C2orf68 homolog. Lineage: Eukaryota; Metazoa; Chordata; Actinopteri; Acipenseriformes; Polyodontidae. The coding region runs from base 324 to 845 and encodes 173 amino acids. The transcript is spliced from 4 exons. The record is from RefSeq and is a predicted model, not a curated record.
UGGAGCGGGACACAAAAUGCUGCAUAGUACUUCAAUGUAUUGCAUUAACACUGCAAGAUAUGCUGGCUCCAAAACAAAGAUAGAAAAUUGCCAUGUAUCCGAUCUACACUGAUUGCUAUUGCACCAUGUAUUUUAUUAAUUAGUUAUGCAUGAAUGUGCAAUUGUCGGAUUGUAAUAGUCACUCUGGGUAACAUGUUUGUUGGCCAAUAGCAUAGUAUUCCUGAACGAUUUGUUUAAUUCAGUUUAGUGUAAUCGAUAGGGCACGGGUUGAGGAGAUAUGCAGAUUAGGAAGCAGUAAAGUAAUAUUAACACAAAUACUCGAAAUGGAAGUCUUGCGGGAGGAGGAAGCAGCAAUGGGACCAGAGUUUGACCACCAGACAAAAUUCAAGCCCAGAGGCCGCUUGGACAUGAAACACGGAUUUCUGCACCACAUCCGCAGGAACCAGAUUGCCAGAGAUGACUAUGACAAGGAGGUGAAGCAAGCCAAGGAGAAGCAGAGAAAGAGACACACGACCACAGCCACGCCCACCCGGCCGCGGCGCCCAGACAUCCAGGUGUACCACCCCCGACGCAGGAGUGGUCCAGAGACCUCUCCAGGCCUGGAAAACGAGGAAUGGAACGAGAGCAGCUCCAGCACUGAUCCCGACCAGCAAGGCACAGAGCUCUUCUGCUUGGAGUAUGAAGCUGACGGCGGGGAGGUCACCUCGUUCAUUGUACACAAGGAGGAUGCCCCUGACAAGGUGGUGGAGAUGGUUGCUGCAGGAAACAGCCUGGACUCUGUGAUGAAGGCAGCUUUGCGGGCUCGAAUCCAGGAGGAGAUGGACAAGCGCAGUGCUAAGCGCUGAGCAGAUCUGGGGGGGAGUGAUGCUGCUCCCUGAACACUUCUCAACACGGUCCAAGGGCAUGGGAGGAGGGAGAAUAUUUUUUCACAUUUUGUUUGGAAUUGAGCCAAACAAGAUAAUUCUCUGCUUCUGGGGUUAAAGGUAACGCUGUUGUAAAAUACAGGCGUGUAUGUGACCUCCGUGAAAAGAAGAUGGCACAUUGUUCAAGACACAUGUUUUUGCAGAACUGCUGGCAGCCGAGAGCCUUCUGAUCUGAGCUGUCAGUCCAGGGCCAAUGCUCCCACAAAGACUUGCAAGUGGCCAAAGUGGCAGACGUAAGUGCAGGGCAGAUGAGGAAGGGA